Molecule: messenger RNA, 1926 nt
Organism: Truncatella angustata
Lineage: Eukaryota; Fungi; Ascomycota; Sordariomycetes; Amphisphaeriales; Sporocadaceae
Exons: 4
Coding region: 1-1926 (641 amino acids)
Source: RefSeq, a predicted model, not a curated record
AUGUUAACAGAAACCGAGGCAUUCCUGUUCGUAAGGAAAAACAGUCUUCAAGUUGCCAAUGACAUUCCAGAGAAUCCAGUCGCCCAAGCUACUGCUCAAUUCGAGACUCGACAACAAGCAGCAGAAGACGAGAAACUCCGUGAGCGCCUCGAGUGGCAGAGAUGGCUGCAUUCAGACGCAUUUGAUCACACUGAUGAUCUUUCUGACUUUGACACGGAAUGCAAGAACUUGAUAGAAGUAUGGAAAGAUUUUCAAUCCCGGUAUCCAGAUCUCGGAACAAGCACUUUGCUUGACAAUGAAAUCCCAAACAUUAGUACAGUCAAGCAGGCGGUCAACGGGGUUGUGGGAGAGUGGGAGGCUAAGAAGGACAAAGGCAUGGGCAAAGCCAAGGACUAUUUGACCAGGUACUGUGACACGCUGCUUGCACACUCGCAAUUGUUUGCAGUAAUCCCAAAAGGUGAUAAGUACAUAUCCCUUUUCACUGGCGUGAUGGCCUCCAUCGUCAAGGCUGUUGGGAGACACAAAGAGAUUGCCGACGGGUUCUGUAAAGCUCUGGCAGAAAUUUCCGACAGUAUGAGAUUCAGCCGUCGCCAGAGUCUGCUGUAUCCGAGCGAGAGAAUGAAGAUGCUGGUGAUAUUACUCUACAUCAAAUACAUCCGGUUUCUAUGUCACACCAUGGAUUGGUUCUCCUCAAAAUCGAAAAGACUCAAGUCUUCGUUGGAUCAAGACUAUUUUCGAAGGAAUGUACAGGAGAAAACUAAGGACAUAAGAGAUGUUGUGACCAAGAUUCAGCAAGAAGCCACACUGGAGUUCCAAGGUGUAGUUGAGGCUACUCACAGUCGUGUCGUAGAUUUGCCCACAUUCACACAAGUAGGGGCGCUUGCAAGCAGGGUGGUGGAUCACAUCUCGAAUAUAAUCAUGGUAUCGGACCAAAACAGAGCGCUUUCUGAACAGCAAUUACACUCACAACUUGAAGUGAUGAGCUUAAAGCUCGGCGAGGUAGCACAAAGCGCCGCGAUAGCAGCUGUGGAAAGGGUGCUCCAUGCGCAGGAAUCGGCGGGUGAAAAUAAGUUUCGUGGGCUCUUGGAGAACGAUCCAAUUCUCGCGGAGAAGUCCUUACUGUCAAUUGAGCCUGGAAACAACAUGUCUCCUAGCGCCCCUUUGGCGUUCCGACGAGGUGAGCUGGAAAUAGUAUCACGGCACCUUCAAACAUAUUUUAAUCAGGAACUCGACUUCAUGAGGGAUCUAGCUCAUCCACCUAACGCUCGGAAUAUGCCGGUUCAAAUUGUGUCUCGGUUACAACAAUGGCUGACAGCGGCCGAGUCGGAGCUGUUAUGGAUGAUGGGCAGAGCACAUGCGCCUCAGAAUUCCGACCAGUCCAUCGCGGCAGCUCAUGUUGUCGUCCUUGCAGAAGCGACAAGCAUUCCAUGCAUCUUUUUCUCGUGCAGAUUACCUGAAAUCAAAGACUCGACUACUGGGAGCAAGUUUCAACAGGGUUUAUUGAUCUCGCUUAUGUACUCUCUGAUACGCCAACUUUGCCUGCUCGUUCCACCUGACUUCAGCGAAGACUUCAACUACGCCACAUCGAUUGGGCAUUUAGACGGAACGAUCGAGACAAUAUCUACGUCACUUGAGCUGAUUCGACGCCUACUGCCGUUAUGUCCAAAGUUGUUGAUCUGCGUCAUAGAUGGUCUCCAGCUGCUCGAUUUCCCCGACGUCAACACUCAUGUAGAGAGUUUGUUAGACAUGCUACAGCACCUUCCCAAGGACCAUAUAAUCAAGUCGUUGAUAACUACGAGUGGGUUCUUCACCAGCGGGUCGAAGCUGAAUGCGAGUUCCCGCCUAGACUGUUCAAGGUUUCCUCAAAGGAGAACAGGUCAAGGGCUGCCGGGAUCCAGUUCACUUCAUGGGCUCAGGUUUUCUUGA